AUGCAUUUCUUUGCGGGCACACGAAGCCCAAGCCUCCUGUUGGUCUUUAUGGCUUUAAUCUUGGUCUUUGGUGGGGGAACCGAUGCCACUGGCUUGCGUCUGCGUCACUCGAGAAGAUCCACCUCACCGCUGCCACCGGUGAGCACUACACCCACCACAACGACAGCAGAGGAGGCACCGCCACAAACAGUGGUGGAGGAGGAGAACCCCAUCCACGUGACGGAAGCUGAGCCCGAGGCGGAGAUCACCACGGGCAAGCACAAGCGUGGCAUUCUGCAUGGAGGAGCAGCUUCAGGUGGCCACUGGCCCGCACGGACUUAUGCUGCCCAUUAUGGCUAUAGCCUGCAGUUGCCUGGAGGCAGUGCCUUCCUGGCCGCCGCUCCCUCUCAGAGGCAUUUCAUCAAGUAUGGACAUGGACAUGGACUGCGUCCCCUAGUGGCUGGCUCCGGUCUCCUGGCUCAGGCUACAGGAUUGGGAGGAGCUCUCCUUCCUGCUGCUGGGCUUACACCUGCUCUGUCUGGUGUCCUGCCUGGUGCGUUGCCAGCUGCCCUGCCCACUGGAGUGGCUAGUGUUAUACCUGGUGGUGUGGCCACCGCUUUGAGUGGUGUUCCAGCGGCCCCACCCUCGUAUGUCCUGCGUCCAGGCAAUGCUUUGGUUUCCUCGUACAGUGUCAAUUAUCCCCAUCAGCAUUUGCAAAAGCCGGUGGUGUUCCAAACGGCAGUGAAGCCAUUGCAUUUCCAUGCUCCUGCGGUCCAUGGUCAUGGUCAUGUCCAUGCCGUGCAGCCCACCUAUGUCCAAGCGUUUGCUCCCACUGCUCCAGCUGUGCCUGUCCAGCCUGUGCAACCUCCCGUUCAGCCGGUAACCCACAUUCAGCCACUGCAACCCGUGACUCCAGUUCAACCUGUCCAGCCUGUGCAGCCCACGGUAACCUUUGGAGUUCACCCUGUGCAGCCAGUGCAGCCCGUACAACCCCUCCAGCCUGUGCAGCCCAUCCAGCCCUCCGUAACCUUUGGCAUUCCCUCGGCCCCGCCAGCUGUUGAUGUCCCAGCGAUACCCCAGUUUCCGGUAGUUCCCACCUUCAGUUUCCAGCCCCCUCAACCCGCCCAGCCAGUGCCUGCCCAACCGGCGAUUCCAGCUGCUCCCGAGGCUCCAGAGGUUCCUCAGAUACCUCAAAUCCCAGCUAUACCACAGAUUCCCCAGAUUCCUCAGAUUCCCCAGUUCCCCGGAUUGCCACAAUUUCCCUUCCCAGGCUUCCCACAGAUUCCACAGUUCCCUCAACAGCCAGCAGCACCGGCCGUGCCUGCAGUGCCUGCUGUUCCCUCGGUGCCCAGCUUUCCCAAUCCUCCGACGACCAAUCAGUUCUUUCCGGCUGCUCCACAGCCACCAUUGACCCAGCAGCCGCCGACUUUCAUCCAGCCAGAGGCGCAGUUUCCUGGGGGAAUUGUUCCUCUGCCAGGAUCCCAACCCGCUCCAGAAUCCGGCACCGGCAUAGCUUCCCCACAGAUCCCUCAGUCACCUCAGCCACAGCCGGAGCCACAGCCAGAGCCAGAGUUGCCGCCAGUACCAUUGCCCACCCAGAGACCCAGCCAGCAGCAGCCCUGGAAGCCAGUUUUCUAUCAGCCACCCGCCGAAUCCUCGCCAGCUUCACCCAAUCGUCCAUCGAUCACGCUGCUGCCCCCAUAUGGCAGAUCGCCAGCUGAAGGUUACCUGCCACCUGUGGGCUCUCAGCCGUCGCCAUUGAGCUCUACUAGCGCCGGUGUGGGCAGCCAGGGCGGUAUCUUUGACCAGCUAAGCGAUGCCGAGCUGGAGCACAUCUUUGCCCAGGCCCAUGUGGCGCAGCAGCAGCAGCAGCAGCGUCAUAAUUACCAUCACUACUAG
Molecule: messenger RNA, 1878 nt
Organism: Drosophila serrata
Lineage: Eukaryota; Metazoa; Arthropoda; Insecta; Diptera; Drosophilidae
Source: RefSeq, a predicted model, not a curated record